CCUUAUCUCCUCCUUUUUUUUUUUCUUAUUUCCUUAUAAAUUAUAAGAAUGAAGCGAUCAAAAGGAAUUACAGCACUAGCAAAAGGUGUUACUUCAUGUCAUGCUCAAGCAGCAGCAUAUGGUCGAUGUAUUACCGUGAAUUAUAAAGAUGUACAUACAAAUAUGUGUCAAAAAGAAUUUCAAGCAUUCAAACAAUGUGUGCAACAAGUAAUGAAAAAGAAAUGGUAAUAAUAAUAAUAAUAAUAA
Cokeromyces recurvatus is the source of this 246-nucleotide messenger RNA. RefSeq lists its product as uncharacterized. Gene Ontology annotation, cellular component: mitochondrion. Gene Ontology annotation, biological process: mitochondrial respiratory chain complex I assembly. NCBI's taxonomy places the organism in Eukaryota, Fungi, Mucoromycota, Mucoromycetes, Mucorales, Mucoraceae. Bases 49 to 228 code for a protein of 59 amino acids. The record is from RefSeq and is a predicted model, not a curated record. The transcript has 2 exons.